Messenger RNA from Protopterus annectens (West African lungfish), 3290 nucleotides. RefSeq names its product WD repeat domain, phosphoinositide interacting 2 (gene WIPI2). The record is from RefSeq and is a predicted model, not a curated record. Lineage: Eukaryota; Metazoa; Chordata; Ceratodontiformes; Protopteridae. Gene Ontology annotation, biological process: autophagy of mitochondrion; protein lipidation; nucleophagy. Gene Ontology annotation, molecular function: phosphatidylinositol-3,5-bisphosphate binding; phosphatidylinositol-3-phosphate binding; protein binding. Gene Ontology annotation, cellular component: cytosol; phagophore assembly site membrane; extrinsic component of membrane.
UCACUGAUAGUUUGUUUUGGUUUUUUUUUUGCCGGGCCUGUGGAGCGGUGCGCAUGUUCUUCAUAACACGUAUUCUUAGCGUGUUAUGACGGUAGUAACGGGCAGAAGUACAGACUUAUUUGUUGAAUAAUGGCCCGGUCACGGGCAUUGUGUGGAGUGUGAAAACGAUAAAAAAACGGCAAAGGGCAGAGUGAUUGACUGGUCGUUAAGUUAUAUGGUGCAGGGUGGUGGAAGCAGGAGUCGAUGAAUUUGGCUAGCCAGAGCGGGGAGACUGGCUCUAGCCAGCUGCUCUUCGCUAACUUCAACCAGGACAACACAUCCUUAGCUGUUGGUGCGAAGUCUGGCUACAAGUUCUUUUCACUGUCAUCUGUGGAUAAACUCGAACAGAUUUAUGAGUGCACUGACACAGAGGAUGUGUGUAUUGUGGAGCGUCUUUUUUCCAGCAGUCUUGUUGCCAUUGUUAGCCUUAAAGCACCACGCAAGUUGAAGGUGUGUCACUUUAAGAAAGGGACAGAAAUCUGCAAUUACAGCUACUCUAACACAAUACUGGCUGUUAAACUGAAUCGACAGAGAUUGAUAGUGUGUUUAGAGGAAUCCUUGUACAUUCACAAUAUUCGAGACAUGAAGGUGCUUCACACAAUCAGAGAUACACCUCCUAAUCCUACAGGUCUCUGUGCAUUGUCUAUAAAUAAUGAAAACUGUUACCUAGCCUAUCCUGGGAGUGCAAUAAUCGGUGAAGUACAGGUAUUCGACACUAUUAAUCUGAGAGCUGCUAAUAUGAUCCCUGCCCAUGACAGCCCUCUGGCAGCAUUAGCGUUUGAUCCAAGUGGUUCAAAACUUGCUACAGCUUCAGAAAAGGGAACAGUGAUUCGAGUGUUUUCCAUUCCAGAAGGACAAAAGAUUUUUGAAUUCCGAAGAGGAGUUAAGAGGUGUGUUAGUAUCUGCUCUUUAGCCUUCAGUGCAGAUGGAAUGUUUCUGUGUGCCUCCAGUAACACAGAAACUGUGCACAUAUUCAAGCUUGAAACUGUGAAGGAGAAACCACAAGAAGAGCCAACCACUUGGACAGGUUACUUUGGAAAAGUGUUGAUGGCUUCUACAAAUUACUUGCCAUCCCAGGUCACUGAGAUGUUUAACCAGGGAAGGGCAUUUGCAACAGUCAGAUUACCCUUCUGUGGACACAAAAAUAUCUGUGCACUUGCCAUGCUAGAUGGCAGUAUUGAGUCAAGCAAUGAAAUUUUAGAGCCUACAGCACAUGAUCGACCACUGGUGACACAGACAUACAGUGCGGCUGUUGCUAAAGGCACUUAUGUGCCAUCUUCGCCAACAAGACAUGGGUAUUCUGAGGACCAGGGGGCAGCAGGUGGAGUUAACCUUGAGGAUGAUAUAAAUGCAUUGCGACUGGAUGAAGAAAAUGAGCAUCCCCCUAUGAUUUUGCAGACUGACUGACCUGCAACUUGUGAACAUUAACUUUUGAAGCAAAAACACUGUUUCAUUCAUAGGAAAGACUCUUGUGCAAUGCUGCUAUGAACAUUUUUACCUAACUGAAACAGAUAGAGGGGAGAGACAAAGAAAAACUGAAAUGGUAUAAAAAUGUAUAGUUGUAGUAAGUUGAAUACCGAUGUGCAAAAUAUAUUGAUUUAAUUUCAGUGGCUUUUUAUUUUGCUUAUCUGUCUUAACAGCGAAUUUUCUUUAAGAAAACCACUUGCUUAUGCAGUGUAUGAGCCUCUUAGCUUUGCAUGUGUAUAUGUGCCAAGCAUAGAAAUAGUAGAAGCCACUUUAAUCUUAUGCAAAAUUCAUAAUGUUUUUGUCCUUUGGAAGGUUUUUUUUCUAAGUACUGUGUAACAUAAUCAGAGGUAGGUGUCCUUAAAAUAGGUAUGCCUAGAUUUAGUAAAAUACAGCUGCAGGAAUGGUUCAUUGUAAUACUUAGCAACAAAAUCUGCAGCUUUUUUUGCAGUACCAUUUGUCUUUAAGCAGGUAAUAUCCCCCGAUUUGUAUUUGUACUGCAUGUGUAUAGUUGAGGAGUCUUCUAAAGUUAGCACUUUUGCAUCCCUUAGGUUCUUAAGAAAUCUGUUGAUACUUCUAAGAGAAGUUCAAGUUCCCCUUUAUGCAGUGUUGCCCCUUUUGUUAGUUAAGAUGAUUUAUUAUGCAAUGUUAAUUUAUAAAUUUCUUUUACGGAAUUUGCACUGAUAUAAAGUCUAAGGUCCAAAAUAACUUAAUCAGGUUAUGAACGUUUUCAAUGCGGAAUUACUGGUUCACAUCAAGAUCACAGAGUUUUUUCUUAUUUAUGUAACUGAAGAUUUGUGAUGUUUACAUUUAUUUUGUGUCUUUUUAGGUAGGAUGGGUGCACUGAAUUGGUUUGGCUCUAGAUGCGCCAUUGAAAUAUGAGAAAGUUCAAGUAUUCUAUCCCACUUAUUGCCAUGUAAGUGGUGUGUGUGUGUAUGUAUGUAUGUGUGGGGGGUCUCAAAUCAUUUGAUUCAAGUUUGCUGUGAAGUAGAAUAAAUUUACAGAUUUCAACUUUGUAAACAUUUAGCAUUUUAAGAGCAACAGUUUGAGCACUAAGUUAUAAGGUAGUAAGCUUGUUUAGGAUAAAAAAGUAAAGCAGAGAUAGAAUUUGAACUAAAUUCAGGGAUUCCUUCUCCUGUCACCAACCCCUGAAGAAAUAUAUAAUGUGAUGUGAUUACUUUAACCAUCCUUUAAGCCAAAUAAGUUGUGGCCCUUUGUGAAAAUUGCGUGUGAAGUGUACUUACCAGAGAUUUUAACCAGUAUAUGUAGCUGUCCUGCUCAUUUUUUUCAUUUAUGUACAAAAAUUCAGGUCAUAAUAUAAAAUGCAGAGUUGAAGUCCUGGAAAUAAUUAACACUGGCUUGAAUACACAAGUCUGAGAGUCUUUGCUUUUAUAGUUGUAGGUUAAGCAGCUAAUUGGUGGUGCAUUAUGUUAGACCAUACAUUUGGAUAAAGAACCUGAAAAGAAGAGUGUACCUCUAAAAGGCAGUGUCUUCCACUUGUCUGGAUAAAACUAAAAUGCUUUACAGUAAUCCAAGUUUGUGAAUGUAUAUCCACUCCCAGCUGCUGCAGUCAAAAGUGAGCCCUUUGUGUUGGUUUGUCAUCUGUGCUUCUCAGCUUUCAUGAUCAGCUAAGCAUCCUCAUAUUUAUAUGUUUUGUAAGAUUCCACAGUGCUGCUGAUAUUAAGAUUUUGGGCAUUUGGGAAGAAGGAUUUGUAGUACUUUUCUGAUAUGCAUCACACUGGUUUAUAAGUUUUACUUUGGUGGCAUUAAACAUUGUUUCCACUGAA